Syzygium oleosum is the source of this 3292-nucleotide messenger RNA. RefSeq lists its product as uncharacterized. The coding region runs from base 92 to 2941 and encodes 949 amino acids. The record is from RefSeq and is a predicted model, not a curated record. Gene Ontology annotation, biological process: maturation of SSU-rRNA. Gene Ontology annotation, cellular component: Noc4p-Nop14p complex; nucleolus; small-subunit processome. The transcript has 14 exons. NCBI's taxonomy places the organism in Eukaryota, Viridiplantae, Streptophyta, Magnoliopsida, Myrtales, Myrtaceae.
ACCCUCUCCAUAAAACUCUCAUAAACCCUAAAAACCCUUUCAGUGUCAACCGUCUCUCCCGCACCAAUUUCAGCUGGGAAAAUCCAUCGCCAUGGCGAAGAAAUCCGGGCUCGCCGGCUCCGGUUCCGGCGACGGGGCGGCGAAGAAGAAGAAGGGCAAGGGCAGGCCGCGCCCCGGUGCGGUCGCCAUGAAGGCGAGAGCCCCGGAGCCCAACCCUUUCGAGACCAUCUGGUCCCGCCGCAAGUUCGACGUCCUCGGCAAGAAGCGCAAGGGCGAGGAGCGCCGCGUCGGCCUCGCCCGCUCCCGCGCCAUCGAGAAGAGGAAGAAUACGCUGUUGAAGGAGUACGAGCGGAGCGGCAAGGCUUCGGUCUUUGUGGAUAAGCGGAUUGGGGAGGAUAAGGAAGGGAUGGAAGAGUUCGAAAAGGCUAUUCUGAGGUCCCAGCGGGAGUACAAGUUGAAACUGAAUAAAAAGAGCAAGUACAAUUUAUCUGAUGGAGAAGAAGAUGAUCAUGAAUAUGAAGCAGGUGCAUUUAUGGGAAGGGACGAUUUUGAGGAUGAAAUGUUGCCGGACGAUGAUGACAAUGGUGGUGGUGCCGAAACAGCUGGAUCUUACAAGAAGUCAUCUAUCUCAAAGCAACUCUCUACUCAAGGUGCGAAUUCACUUGAAACAAAUGUAAUAGAAGGUGAAGAGAAUAAGCACAAAAGCAAAAAAGAAGUUAUGGAGGAGAUUAUAUUUAAGAGCAAGUUGUUCAAGGCUCAAAAAGCAAAAGAUAAGGAAGAGAACGAGCAAUUAAUGGAAGAACUAGACAAAAAUUUUACCUCCUUAGUGCAGUCUGAAGCUUUACUUUCUUUGACUGAGCCUGGCAAGAUGAGUGCAUUAAAGGCACUUGUCAACCAGAGUGUCCCGAAAGAGCCUCUGAAGAUUACUAAAUUCACCGCCACAGAGAAAGCAGAAACUUUUGCUCAGGACAAGCCUGAUACCUAUGACAAACUUGUAAAGGAAAUGUCAUUAGAUAUGCGAGCUCGGCCAUCCGACCGGACGAAGACACCGGAAGAGAUUGCCCAGGAAGAAAGAGAACGACUUGAGCAACUCGAGGAAGAUCGUAAGAAAAGGAUGCUUGCUACUGAUGAUAAUAGUGAUGAGGAUGAUGAAGAUGGUGAGAAACUAUCUACUGAGAAGAUUAGAUCCUUAUCAGGCGAUGACCUUGGCGAUUCCUUCUCACUGGAUGAAGAAACCCAGACUAAGAAGGGCUGGGUUGAUGAGAUUCUUGAAAGAGAGGCUGCUGCUAACUCUGAGGAUGAAGAUGAGGAUUUUUCUGAGGAAUUAGACAGUGCUGAAGAUGAUGGUGGAUCUGAUGAUGACAAAGAUGAUCAUGACAAAACAUAUCUUCUCAAAGACUGGGAGCAAAGUGAUGAUGAAACACUUGAUGCUGAUCUAGAAGAAGAAGAAGAAGGGGAAGAAGAAGAAGAUGAAGGGGAAGAAGAGGAAGAUUACAAUGAUGCUGGUGAGAAUAGUAAAGUACAAGUUGGGCAUGUAGACAAUAAAACAAUGAAGAAUGUGGAUGUGCAUGAAAAUAAGAAGAAAGUUGCCAAACUUUCUGAAGGGACAAGCAUCCUUCCCUUUUUGAUUGAAGCACCAACAAGCUUGGAAGAAUUUAAUGUUCUGUUGGAGAAUCGUUCCAAUUCCGAUAUCGUUCUAUUGAUUACUCGAAUUCGGGCUAGCAAUGCAAUAGCUCUUGCUGCAGAAAAUCGAAAAAAGAUGCAGGUGUUUUACGGUGUACUGCUGCAGUAUUUUGCCGUCUUAGCAAGUAAAAAGCCAUUGAAUUUUCAGUUGUUAAAUAUGUUGGUCAAGCCAUUAAUAGAAAUGAGCACAGAGAUUCCAUACUUCGCGGCAAUUUGUGCUCGUGAAAGAAUCCUAAGAACUCGAACACAGUUCUGUGAGGUCAUUAAGAACUCAGACAUCAGCAGUUGGCCGUCUCUGAAGACGUUGUUCCUUUUGCGGCUAUGGUCACUGAUAUUUCCAUGCUCCGACUUUCGUCAUGUUGUCAUGACCCCGGCUGCCUUGUUAAUGUGUGAAUAUCUAAUGCGUUGCCCCAUUCUUUCGGGCCGGGAUGUUGCUCUAGGGUCUUUUCUAUGCUCUAUGCUUCUCUCGGUAACUAAACAAUCUCAGAAGUUUUGUCCAGAGGCCAUAAUGUUUCUAAAAACUUUGCUCUCUGCAGCGAUGGACAGGAAAAUAGGACCUAACCAAAAUUCUCAGUUUGGCGGUCUUAUCGAAUUUAGAGUGCAAAGGCCUCUACUUUGUAUUCGUGAAUGUGCAAGUGAAUUUAGCCCUUUGAAUUUUCUGAGAAUAAUUGACAUGCCUGAGGAAUCCCCUUUUUUCAGCUCCGAUGGUUUCAGGGCUAGCGUAUUGGCUUCUGUGAUUGAGACCCUUAGCGGUUUCGCCAGUAUAUAUGGGAAAUUAAGUUCGUUCCCUGAAAUAUUCAUGCCAAUUUCAACUUUGUUACUUGAAGUGGCACAACAACAAAACAUGCCAAAUGAGUUGCAAAAUAAAUUUGAGGAUGUUGCUCAACUUAUCAAGAGAAAAGCUGAUGAACAUCAGAUGCUCCGGCAACCACUUCAACUGCGGAAGCAAAAGCCAGUGCCCAUCAAGCAACUUAAUCCUAAGUUUGAGGAGAACUUUGUUAAGGGUAGAGAUUAUGAUCCAGAUCGUGAACGUGCUGAAAGGAGAAAGUUGAAGAAACUUAUCAAGCAGGAAGCCAAAGGGGCGGUUCGUGAACUUCGUAAAGACAAUUAUUUCUUAUUUGAGGUGAAAGAAAAAGAUAAGGCAUUGCUGGAACAAGAAAAAUCGGAGAAGUACGGAAGAGCUAAAGCUUUUCUGCAAGAGCAGGAGCAUGCUUUUAAAUCGGGACAACUUGGAAAAGGCAGUAAGAGGAGGAGAUGAAAGCAGGACUUGGCAAUACUUUUUCAUCAAAGAGUAUGUUGGACUGUAAAGGAGGUUCAAUGCUUGGGACUUGUGAAUUCGGCUUCCGAUUGUAGAAGAGCUGCUUGUUGCGUAGUAGAGGAUAUUGAUGCAAUGCGGCUGAGUACGUGCGGCAUAUAGAUAUUGCAGCAGAUGAGUAAGUGAUAUACCAAGAGCAGUUUUUCCAGUCAUGCUCCAGCUUGUUGAAUCAAGGGCUAGUGUGAAAAGGAAUCCAAUAUUUUGAGGGACAUUAUUCCUGUAGGAAUGUCAUUUGAAUUUUGAAACAGUUAUGUAAAACAGUGCUAAUAUUAUCGUAUUGGCUUUUGGUUCCAA